Chelmon rostratus (copperband butterflyfish) is the source of this 3534-nucleotide messenger RNA. RefSeq names its product NLR family CARD domain-containing protein 3-like. The record is from RefSeq and is a predicted model, not a curated record. NCBI's taxonomy places the organism in Eukaryota, Metazoa, Chordata, Actinopteri, Chaetodontiformes, Chaetodontidae. The transcript has 6 exons. Gene Ontology annotation, molecular function: protein binding. Bases 34 to 2817 code for a protein of 927 amino acids.
UUUCUGAAGAUCACACAGCACUUCCUGAGGAGGAUGAAGGAGGAGGAUCUGGCUGACCGUCUGCAGAGCAGAAGUCCUGCUUCAGGUUAUGAAGGUAAACUUAAAUCGAACCUGAAGAAGAAGUUCCAGUGUGUGUUUGAGGGGAUUGCUAAAGCAGGAACCCGGACCCUUCUGAAUCAGAUCUACACAGAGCUCUUCAUCACAGAGGGGGGGACUGGACAGGUCAAUGAUGAACAUGAGGUCAGACAGAUUGAAACAGCAUCCAGGAAACCAGACAGACCAGAAACAACAAUCAGACAUGAAGAUAUCUUCUAUCCCUCACCUGGACGAGAUGAACCAAUCAGAACAGUGAUGACGAAGGGCGUGGCUGGCAUUGGGAAGACAGUCCUAACACAGAAGUUCACUCUGGACUGGGCUGAAGACAAAGCCAACCAGGACAUACAGUUCAUGUUUCCCUUCACCUUCAGAGAGCUGAAUGUGCUGAAAGAGAAAAAGUUCAGCUUGGUGGAACUUGUUCAUCAAUUCUUUCCUGAAACCAAAGAAGCAGGAAUCUGCAGGUUUGAACAGUUCCAGGUUGUGUUCAUCUUUGAUGGUCUGGAUGAGUGUCGACUUCCUCUGGACUUCACCAACAAUGAGAUCCUGACUGAUGUUACAAAGUCCACCUCGGUGGAUGUGCUGCUGACAAACCUCAUCAGGAGGAAACUGCUUCCCUCUGCCCGCCUCUGGAUAACCACACGACCUGCAGCAGCCAAUCAGAUCCCUCCUGAGUGUGUUGACAUGGUGACAGAGAUCAGAGGGUUCACUGAUGAACAGAAGGAGGAGUACUUCAGGAAGAGAUUCAGAGAUGAAGACCAGGCCAACAGAAUCAUCUCCCACAUCAAGACAUCACGAAGCCUCCACAUCAUGUGCCACAUCCCGGUCUUCUGCUGGAUCACUGCCACAGUCCUGGAGGAUGUGAUGAAGACCAGAGAGGGAGGAGAGCUGCCCAAGACGCUGACUCAGAUGUACAUCCACUUCCUGGUGGUUCAGUCGAAACUGAAGAACAUCAAGUAUGAUGGAGGAGAGGGGUCAGAUCCACACUGGACUCCGGUACAGCGGAAGACGAUUGAGUCUCUGGGAAAACUAGCUUUCGAGCAGCUGCAGAAAGGAAACCUGAUCUUCUAUGAAUCAGACCUGACAGAGUGUGGCAUCGAUAUCACAGAAGCUUCACUGUACUCAGGAGUGUUCACACAGAUCUUUAAAGAGGAGAGAGGACUGUACCAGGACAAGGUGUUCUGCUUCGUCCAUCUGAGUGUUCAGGAGUUUCUGGCUGCUCUUCAUGUCCAUCUGACCUUCAUCAACUCUGGAGUCAAUCUGCUGUCAGAGGAACAAACAACCCCCUGGUGGUCUAAAGUAUUCAGAGAUGAUCAUCAAUCAACACAGCUCUACCAAAGUGCUGUGGACAAGGCCUUACACAGUCCAAAUGGACACCUGGACCUGUUCCUCCGAUUCCUCCUGGGUCUUUCACUGCAGACCAAUCAGACUCUCCUACGAGGCCUGGUGACUCAGACAGGAAGUGGAUCAAAAUACAAUCAGUUAACGGUCGAGUACAUCAAGAAGAAGAUUGAAGAGACUCCCUCUGCAGAGAAAAGCAUCAAUCUGUUCCACUGUCUGAAUGAACUGAACGAUCGUUAUUUAGUGAAUCAGAUCCAAUGGUUCCUGAGUUCAGGAAGACUCUCCACAGAUGAACUGUCUCCUGCUCAGUGGUCAGCUCUGGUCUUCAUCUUACUGUCAUCAGAAGAAGAUCUGGAUGUGUUUGACCUGAAGAAAUUCUCUGCUUCAGAGGAGGCUCUUCUGAAGCUGCUGCCGGUGGUCAAAGCCUCCAACAAAGCUCUACUGAGCAGCUGUAACCUCUCAGAGAAAAGCUGUGAAGUUCUGUCUUCAGUUCUCAGAUCCCAGUCCUCCAGUCUGAGAGAGCUGGACCUGAGUGACAACAACCUCCAGGAUUCAGGAGUGAAGCUGCUGUCUGCUGGACUGGAGAGUCCACACUGUACACUGGAAACUCUCAGGCUGUCAGGCUGUCUGAUCACACAGGAAGGUUGUGCUUCUCUGGCCUCAGCUCUGAGAUCCAAUCCCUCUCAUCUGAGAGAGCUGGACCUGAGAUACAAUCAUCCAGGAGACUCAGGAGUGAAGCUGCUGUCUGCUGGACUGGAGGAGCCAGACUGGCGCCUGAAGACUCUCAGGGUGGAGCCUGCUGGACUCCGAUGGUUGAGACCAGGUCCGAGAAAGUAUUCCCGUGAACUCAAACUCGACACAAACACAGUGAACAGAAACAUCAAACUGUCGGACGACAACAGGAAGGCGACGCUGGUGAAGGAGCAUCAGUCAUAUCCUGAUCAUCCAGACAGGUUUGACUGGUGUCCUCAGCUGCUGUGUGGAACUGGUCUGACUGGUCGCUGUUACUGGGAGGUCGAGUGGAGAGGAAGAGUUGAUAUAUCAGUGAGUUACAGGAGAAUCAGAAGGAAAGGAGACAGUAAAGACUGUGUGUUCGGAUUGAAUGAUCAGUCCUGGAGUCUGAUCUGCUCUGAUGGUCGUUAUUUUGUCCGUUACAAUAACAGAAUAACAUCCUCCUCCUCCUUCUUCUCCUCCUCCGUCUCUGACAGAGUAGGAGUGUUUGUGGACUAUCCUGCUGGGACUCUGUCCUUCUACAGAGUCUCCUCUGACACACUGAUCCUCCUCCACACCUUCAGCACCACAUUCACUGAACCUCUUUAUCCUGGCUUUAGACUGUGGUCUGGGUCCAGGUCUGGUUCCUCAGUGUCUCUGUGUCCCCUGUAGGAGGGAGAGUCUCCUCCUGUUAGAGAAACACUGCUGAACAGAUCAGUUGAGUCUGUACAGGAUCAAUCUAUCAAGUUUUUGUUAUAAAUUCAUCAAUGAACUAAGUGCUUAAAAAAACAAGUAGACUUGCUUGAGCUUCCACAAGAUGUUUGUCCUCUCACCAAGAGGCGAGUGAGGGGUCUCAGGCAUUGAUCCUCUGGGCUGAUUGUUCAAACUUUGGGAGUCAUCUGGGUCACAUGAGUCCUGGUGUGAAUGGCUGUCAAGCUGCUGGGAAGGGUCUCGGGACUGCUUUGUUCCUGGCUGAUCAGUGGUGUCAUAGACCACCUCCUCUGUUCAGUGAUGGGUGCUUCAGUUUGACAUGAAUGGCCUUCUUCACUCCUCUUUCAAACCAUCAGUCUUCUCUGGACAGAAUAUGAACAUGAUUGUCUUCAGAUGAGUGUCCCUGUGGUUCAGGUGCAGGUGGACUGCUGAGUCCUGACCUGAGGUGUACAUAUACAUGUGAAAAAGAUGUGUCUGUAUUCAUGAUAACUUUGUGAGGUUUUUUUGUUGUGCAACUUUUCCAAAUUUGAUGCAAAAGAUGGAAAAACACCUAAACACCUAAAAUAAACCUCAAAAAGUUAGAACAGUAUGAAAUGAAAGAUAAUUUCUCUUUUUGUUUCAUCCACUGAGGUUGGAUUAAUGCACAGCAUGAAGAUUUUAUUUAUGUGGUGUUGGAUG